Molecule: messenger RNA, 575 nt
Organism: Cylas formicarius (sweet potato weevil)
Lineage: Eukaryota; Metazoa; Arthropoda; Insecta; Coleoptera; Brentidae
Exons: 2
Coding region: 176-439 (87 amino acids)
Source: RefSeq, a predicted model, not a curated record
UUCGGUAAAGUGUUACCAUUGCUCAUCGAAGUCCAAUGAAACCGAGUGCACGUAUCCGGAAAAAUACGGUUUUCAGCCGGUCAUUUGUGACAAGACCGCCAUCGAGAAAACGCAAUCGUUUGCCAAGAGCGUCGAUCCGCGAUACGAUGCCAUUUUUGCAGUGGACCAUCUCGACAUGGCCAAAAAUUUGGACUUGAACUGUUUGAAGGUCGUUACCAAAGUCGGUGAGAAACAGUACAUCAUCAGAGGUUGCCAGCUUGCCCAGCAAAGCAACAUCGACAUUUGUCACAAGAUCAGGGAGGCAAACAUCGACAACCAACUGUCUGUGGUUCAUUGCUCGAGGUGUGCAGUGGACAAGUGCAACCUGGCACCGCAAAUACAAACAUUUCCUAUAUAUUUAACGCCGCUACUUAUUAUCAGAUUUGUGGUCCUCGACUAGAGUUUUUAAUUGUUAAUUUUGCAAUUUAAUUUUGCUUUCCCAUAUGCUAGGCAACCGUCAGCGUAAUAUCGGUAAAAAAAUUCGUAUGUUCUAGUGAAGAAGAAGUAAUUGAAGGUUGUAAUCAAUAUAAAUGCGU